Messenger RNA from Euleptes europaea (tarantolino), 2294 nucleotides. RefSeq names its product ankyrin repeat and SOCS box containing 2 (gene ASB2). The transcript is spliced from 10 exons. The record is from RefSeq and is a predicted model, not a curated record. Gene Ontology annotation, biological process: intracellular signal transduction. The coding region runs from base 284 to 2206 and encodes 640 amino acids. Gene Ontology annotation, molecular function: protein binding. Lineage: Eukaryota; Metazoa; Chordata; Lepidosauria; Squamata; Sphaerodactylidae.
CUUCACACUGGAAAUCUGAGAUCCAGAGCAACUUAUAUUUUGGCUUGUAAUCGGUGAUCAUGGGGUGAUCCAGAAAUAAACUCCAGACUUCAAAGAGCGAGAGGGUUCAGAGCUGCUCUGCAGUUUAUCAACACACACAGAUGGGAGAGAAAUGCAUCCAAGGGACUUUUCUGAAUUAAGAUUUCACCAAGCAAAAUAACUCUGGGAAAACUUUCCUACAGAGACAAUAAGGUUUUCCUUUUCUACCGUCUUCUCUGACUCCUUGUGAACGGGACCGCAGAAGAUGACGACGCAGGUCACAGUGGCAAGAAAUUCACAGACAGGGACAAUAAACCAUGAGGACUACAGUCUCUACAGCAGUAUGAGCGAAGAGGAGCUCAUCGACAUGGCCAUAGAGCAGAGCCUAACGGAAGGAUCAGCAGAACAAACCGCGGCAAAGACUGCAGCCAGAGAGCAGGCUGUGCCCAGUGAACCUCACUACAGCCAGAAUUUUUACCUUUACCCUUGGCAACGGCACGCCGCGCAGUCCGGAGGCCAGACGUCCAGCUCAGGGUCACCUAGCGGGGUCUGGCGGAGAUAUGACGGCACCCUCUUCAAAAGACCCCAGCCAGAAGCGCCGGAUCCUGUUGAAUCGGCAAUUAAGGGAGGAGAUGAAAAUGCCCUGCUUGCCAUGAUAAAGUCAGGAAAAAACCUUGCACAACCUAACAAAGAUGGAUGGUUACCGCUCCACGAAGCUGCUUAUUAUGGACAAGAAGGCUGCAUGAAACUGCUCCAGAAAUCAUACCCUGGGACGAUCGACCAGCGUACACUUCAGGAAGAAACACCUCUUUACUUAGCAACAAACAAAGGGCACCUGGAGUGUGUGAUUUCUUUGCUGCAGGCUGGAGCAGAACCUGAUAUUGCAAACAAGGUUAGAGAGACCCCACUCUAUAAAGCCUGCGAACGCAAAAAUGUUGAAGCUGUACGGAUAUUGCUGCAGUACAAUGCCGAUGCAAACCACCGAUGCAAUCGGGGAUGGACUGCUCUUCAUGAAGCCGUUGGCCAGAACGAUUUAGAAGUAAUAGACCUUUUGGUGAAAGGAGGUGCCAAGGUUGAAUCUGCAAAUUGCUAUGGGAUCACCUCUUUAUUUGUGGCAGCUGAGAGCGGCCACUUGGAAUCCUUGAGAUACCUGGCCAAGUGUGGUGCUGAAAUCAAUACCCAAGCCAGUGACAAGGCUUCUGCUCUCUAUGAAGCUUCUAAAAAUGGGCAUGAGAAUAUUGUAGAGUUUCUCUUGUCCCAAGGGGCAGAUGCUAACAAAACAAACAAGGAUGGACUGUUACCAAUUCAUAUAGCCUCCAAAAAAGGCUAUUUAGAGAUUGUCAAAAUGCUGCUCCCAGUAACCAGCCGCACUCGAAUCAAGCGCAGCGGCAUCAGCCCUUUGCAUUUGGCGGCUGAACACAACCGCGAUGACGUCUUGGAAGAGCUGAUGGACGCCGGCUUUGAUGUGAAUGCCUUCCUUUCUGAGGAGCGCGCCCGCCUCUAUGAGGACCGGCGCACCACCGUUCUCUACUUUGCCAUUGCUAACAACAACAUCUAUGCUGCUGAGCUGCUGCUUGAGGCUGGGGCGAAUCCCAAUGUUGACCUCAUCAACCCACUGCUCAUCUCCAUCCGCCAUGGCAAUGUGAAGAUAAUGAAGCUGCUUCUGGAUUAUGGCGCCAAUAUUAAUGCUUACAUUGCUUCCCACCCGACCACUUUCCCUGCCACCAUCAUGUUCUCCAUGAAGUACCUUGUUCUGCUGAAAUUCCUGAUGGAUAUGGGCUGUGAUGCCAACUCCUGUUUUCAGUGUAACUAUGGGUGUGGCCCCCAUCCUGCUGCAGAAGUUAGGAGGGACAGGUAUAACGAUCCCCUGGUGAAGAAACAGUCAAAUCCAGUACAGUUUUGCGAAAUGGUUUCUACCCCAGAGAUGAGUCGUUGGGCAGGGCCAAUCAUUGACGUCCUUCUGGAUUACGUGGGCAAUGUGCAACUUUGUUCCCAGCUGAAGGAGCAUAUUGACAGCUAUGAAGGCUGGGUUAAUAUUAAAAAGAAAGCAGAGCUUCCAAGGCCACUUGCACACCUUUGCCGGAUCAAAGUUCGAACUGUGAUUGGAAAGGACCGUAUACCUCUUAUUGAUAGUUUGCCUUUGCCGGGAAGACUGAUCCGCUAUUUACAAUAUGACUUUACUCACUGACCUGAGAUGAAUCUGGCUAUCAAAAAUAUCCUGGAGGGACAUCCAUGUUUAUGACAGGACAGUGACACAUCAUGGAAAUGGACUCACA